This is a messenger RNA of Nomascus leucogenys (northern white-cheeked gibbon), 2000 nucleotides long. It is a transcript of the gene ZSWIM7, whose product is annotated as zinc finger SWIM-type containing 7. Gene Ontology annotation, cellular component: Shu complex. Gene Ontology annotation, biological process: double-strand break repair via homologous recombination. NCBI's taxonomy places the organism in Eukaryota, Metazoa, Chordata, Mammalia, Primates, Hylobatidae. Gene Ontology annotation, molecular function: zinc ion binding. The record is from RefSeq and is a predicted model, not a curated record. The coding region runs from base 103 to 525 and encodes 140 amino acids. The transcript has 5 exons.
UCGCCCUGCCCCGGCGGGUGGUCGGGAUCCUCCGCAGCUAGGCGCCGUCAGCUGGAGCGUCGCGGCGGUCGGCCAGUCGUGGAGGGCGUGUCCUGCGGCGCGAUGGCCGUAGUGUUGCCGGCGGUCGUGGAGGAGCUCCUGAGCGAGAUGGCGGCGGCGGUGCAGGAGAGCGCGCGAAUUCCUGAUGAAUAUCUGUUAUCGCUGAAGUUUCUCUUUGGCUCAUCAGCCACCCAGGCCUUGGACCUAGUUGAUCGACAGUCCAUCACCUUAAUCUCAUCACCCAGUGGAAGGCGUGUUUACCAGGUACUUGGAAGUUCUGGUAAAACAUACACAUGUUUGGCUUCUUGUCAUUACUGUUCAUGUCCUGCAUUUGCCUUCUCAGUGCUACGGAAGAGUGACAGCAUCCUGUGCAAGCAUCUCUUGGCAGUUUACCUUAGUCAGGUUAUGAGGACCUGUCAGCAGCUAAGUGUCUCCGACAAGCAGUUGACUGACAUAUUAUUGAUGGAGAAGAAACAAGAAGCAUAAAAGGUACAGACUGAGCAUCAUACUUUCAAAAUAGAAUCCUGUCAAGAAAUGCAUUUAAAAUGCCAUGAGUCACAUGGAAAAGAGGUGAAAUGGAUCUUUAGACACUUCAUGUUACUGUCCCUUUUCCCUCCAGGACUGCAGGAGGUGUUGUGGGUUGGAGCCGUGGGCUGUGGAGGGUUUGCAUAUGAUGAGAAGCCCUGUACAGUCUUCUCAAGAAAAACCCUGAGCCAGUCUCUGAGACGCUUGGGUAGAAAAUGUCCCUGGAUGGAAUCAAGAUUUUAAAUUCAAAUAAAGCCUAAUAUCAUGUUGUGUCCACAAUAUUUAGUCUUUUUUUUUUCUUUUGAGACAGAGUCUCACUUUGUCGCCCAGGCUGGAGUGCAGUGGCGUGAUCGCAGCUCACUGCAAGCUCUGCCUCCCAGGUUCACGCCAUUCUCCUGCCUCAGCCUCCCAAGUAGCUGGGACUACAGGUACCCGCCACCAUGCCCAGCUAAUUUUUUGUAUUUUUUUUAGUAGAGAUGGGGUUUCACCAUGUUAGCCAGGAUGGUCUCUAUGUCCUGACCUAGUGAUCUGCCCACCUCAGCCUCCCAAAGUGCUGGAAUUACAUGCGUGAGCCACUGCGCCUGGCCGCAUUUAGUCUUAAGUAACUGAAUUACUAGUAAUUUUUAAAAGGUUGGAAUGGUGGGCCAAACAGAGUAAGAUGAAGUUUCGAUGAGUAGGUCAGUUCUUUUCCUUGGGUCCAGAAAACUACUGAGCAGCAACAGAAGGUCAGAGAUGGGUUAAACAGUAGCAGGUAUGAAAAGACUUAGAGGUUCUGGUUUCUGUAAGCGUCAAAUAUCUGUGAUGUUGGUGCCAAAACAGCUUAAGUAGACUAUUGUUUGAGAGGUGGUAUCGAGAACAAGGGAAGAACUGGUUUCACUCUGCAUUUCUGAUCUUUACAACAGGACAACUGAAGGAACAGACUAAAAAUCAUGUCCUGAAAGGAAACUACAGGUACUACCAGUGAUUUUCAGUCUGAAGAAGAAAAGACAAAAUAGAUGACAGAAGGAGUAUUAGAAGGGAGAGCGAUGAGACUCAGUUGGACACCGAGAGAGCAAAGAAGCAAUAAUACGUGAAGAUGAAAAUGAAAUCAAUUUCAGCAUAAAAGACAAGAACUUAGGGUAAAGCUGCCCACAGCCAGAAGAGGAUCCUAGGAGGACAGGAAUUCCCUGUCUGCAGCAUUUCAUAAGCAUGUAAUAUCAUUGCAGGGAUACUGCAGAAGGAGUUGAAGCAGUGGACAAACAGAUGAUAUAGGUGAUUUUACAGCCUAAGAAAGCCCCAUGCUUGUGCCCCCAAAACAUGAGGUGCUAGUGAAUGAAUGCUGGGGGAAAGCCCAGGGCCUAGGUGUUGCAAUGUUCUGUGGUAGGCAGAUGCUUUUUGUUUUGUUAAAAAAAGUGCAACAAAUAAAAUUUAUCAAGACUUUUCUGCUACUCAGGAAA